AUGACUCCUGGAGAAGCCUGGGGAAAUUGGCACGUGUCAGAGAAGCUGCUGGAUAACCACCCAGGGAAGAAAGUGGACGAAUCUAUUAACGAUGAGGGAGGAGACAAGGAUCCCAGAGUGAAGCAGACAAAUCCCAAGGAAGAGACACCCAGGGACUGCCUGCAGUGUGGGAAAAGAUUAAUUCUAAGAUCACAACUUGUGACACCUCAGACAAUCCAUACUGGAAAGAAACGCUGUCAAUGCUUGGACUGUGGGGAAAGCUUCAAUAACUGCUCAGACCUUAAUAACCAUGGGAGUAGCCACACUGGAGAGAAGCCCAUUCAAUGCCUCGAGUGCGGGAAAUGUUUCAGUUCUAAGUCAGCACGAAUUUCACAUCAGGCAAUCCACACAGGAGAGAGAUCCCAUAAGUGCUUAGACUGUGGGAAAAGUUUCACACGCAAGUCAGAUCUUACUAAUCAUCAGGCAAUCCACACAGGAGAGAGACCCCAUAACUGCUUCGACUGUGGGAAAACAUUUAUAAUGAGGUCAGUGCUUCUUAAACAUCUGGCAAUCCACACAGGACAGAGACCCCACAAGUGCUUGGAAUGUGGGAAAAGUUUCAUACGGAGGUCAAACCUUGUUAAUCAUCAGGCAAUCCACACAGCAGAGAGACCUCACAAGUGCUUGGGCUGUGGGAAAAGUUUCAGACACAGGUCAAACCUUCUUAAUCAUCAGGCAAUCCAUACAGGAGAGAGACCCCAUAUGUGCUUGGACUGUGGGAAAAGUUUUAUACGGAGGUCAGACCUUGUUAGACAUCAGGCAAUCCACACAGGAGAGAGACCCCAUAAGUGCUUGGACUGUGGAAAAAGUUUCAUACGGAGAUCAGACCUUGUUUCACAUCAGGCAGUCCACAAAGGAGAGAGACCCCAUAAGUGCUUUGACUGUGGGAAAAGUUUCACAUGGAAAUCAGCCCUGUUUAAACAUCAGAGAAUCCACACAGGAUCUAAACUUCUUUGAUACGUGACAAGAAAGGGUUAAGCAGCUUGCAUGUAAUUGACUCAUAUCAGGGCUUGUUACACGUCAGGCAAGCCACACAGGAGAGAGACUUAAUAAAUGCUUGGUAUGUGGGAAAAGGUUCAGUUACAGCAGAAAACUUAAUAACCAUCGAAGAAUCCACACAGAAGAGAGACCCUAUAAAUGCCUGCACUGCAGGUAUGGUUUCCAUUGGAAGUCAGCCCUUAAUAAUAAAAGGAGGAGUCUGGUGGCAGAUUUAUUUGGGCAUAACCUUUCGUGGGUAAAAAAAAACCACUUCUUCAGAUGCAUGGAAUGAAAAUUACAGAUACAGACAUAAAUAUAUUGGCACAUGAAGAGAAGGGAGUUACCUCACAAGUGGAGAACCAGUGUUGACAAGACCAAUUCAGUUAGGGUGGAUGUGGUCCACUCCCAAUAUUUGAUGAGGAGGGGUCAAUACCAAGAAAGGGAAAAUUGCUUCUGUAGUGAGCCAACCACUCCCAGUCCCUAUUGAGGCCCAAAUUGAUGGUGUUAAGUUUGCAAAUGAAUUGUAGCGCUGCAGUUUCUCUUUGAAGUCUGUUUCUGAAGUUUUUUGGUUGAAGGAUGGCUACUUUUAAAUCUGUUAUUGAAUGUCCAGGGAGAUUGAA
Messenger RNA from Malaclemys terrapin pileata, 1637 nucleotides. RefSeq names its product gastrula zinc finger protein XlCGF8.2DB-like. Gene Ontology annotation, molecular function: RNA polymerase II cis-regulatory region sequence-specific DNA binding; DNA-binding transcription factor activity. Gene Ontology annotation, biological process: regulation of transcription by RNA polymerase II. The coding region runs from base 1 to 996 and encodes 331 amino acids. The transcript is spliced from 2 exons. The record is from RefSeq and is a predicted model, not a curated record. NCBI's taxonomy places the organism in Eukaryota, Metazoa, Chordata, Testudines, Emydidae.